Messenger RNA from Cyclopterus lumpus (lumpfish), 3912 nucleotides. It is a transcript of the gene cadm2a, whose product is annotated as cell adhesion molecule 2a. Lineage: Eukaryota; Metazoa; Chordata; Actinopteri; Perciformes; Cyclopteridae. The transcript has 10 exons. The coding region runs from base 334 to 1623 and encodes 429 amino acids. The record is from RefSeq and is a predicted model, not a curated record.
GCCACAGCAGACCGACAGCGGGGCAGACAGUCGUACAGCAGCGGCAGCAUCCACUCUGUGACCGGAGGACGACAGCUCUCUCGGGGUUCGCACCGCCCGCACACUGAGCCUCGACUUGACAUCCCGCAACACCGCUUUUGAAGAGUGAGCACCGUUUCCACUGCGGGCUGCGGGGUCGUGAAGUCGCUUGUGUCAACCCCGUUUCCUCAGAGACGCACAAAAGACGCACUCCCGAGUCACCUGGAUAGCUGACAAAGCCGUCCGGUCCGCGACGAGGUCCAGCGGGGAGAAGUUACUGCGCAAAGGCGAGAGCGGAGACACGGCGCAGGCAGGAUGAAUCUCAAGAGUCAUUUGAUUUUCACCCUCUACACUAUUUAUGGGAUUCUUUUGAAAGGCAGCAGCGGUCAGUACCCACUGGUUCAGAAUAUGACGGUGACAGAGGGUGGGACCACGAACAUGACCUGCCGUGUGGAGUAUAAUGACAACACCUCCCUCCAGUGGUCAAACCCAGCACAACAGACCCUCUUUUUUGGGGACAAGAAAGCUUUAAGGGACAACCGGAUUGAGCUGGUGCAUGCGUCAUGGUCAGAGUUAACCAUUAGCAUCAGUGAUGUCACGCUGACGGAUGAAGGCAUGUACACCUGUUCUCUCUUCACCAUGCCUGUCAGAACAGCCAAAGCCUACUUGACGGUUCUCGGUGUGCCAGAGAAGCCAGAGAUCGAUGGCCUGACGAAGCCUGCAUUGGAGGGGGACCACAUCACUCUUACCUGCAUGACUCAGGGCAGCAAGCCCGCUGCCGACCUGCGCUGGUUCAGGAAUGAAAAGGAGGUCAAAGGUGCCAAAGAGGUGAAUGCAAGUGGGAAGACAUUUACAGUACGGAGCUCUCUGCAGCUACAAGUGGACAGAAAUGAUGAUGGAGUGGCCUACACCUGCAAAGUGGACCAUGUGGCACUCACACAGACACCACAGCAAGCCACUGAAGUACUGGAGGUCCACUAUCCUCCUCGUGUGCAUAUUAUCCAUUCCCUUGCAGUCCCCCAGGAGGGUCAGUACUUAAAGCUGGAGUGUGUGUCCAAAGGAAACCCUUCGCCUGAUCCUGUGAUGUGGACAAAGGACGGGGGUGAACUUCCUGACCUGGACAGGAUGAUUGUAGAGGGGAGGGAGCUCACCUUUACUUCACUCAACAAGACAGACAAUGGCACCUACCGCUGCGAAGCCGGCAACCACCUAGGGACCAGCAGUGCUGAAUAUGUGCUCUACGUCUAUGACGUCCCCACAACCCCGCCUCAAUCCACCUCUCCCCCCCUACAUUCCAUCCCUCCAGAUCCUACCGCUCUAUUAGGCACCCACGCCUCAGACCCCACAGUCACUGGCAACAGAGAUCCCAAUGCUCUGGGGCAGCACGGCACUGACCAUGCCCUGAUCGGAGGAGUGGUGGCUGUGGUGGUCUUUGUCACCUUGUGUUUAAUCAUUGCUCUGGGAAGAUACCUGGCCAGGCAUAAAGGAACGUACUUGACAAACGAGGCUAAAGGGGCGGACGACGCGCCUGACGCCGAUACAGCUAUUAUCAACGCUGAGGGCAACCAUGCACACGCAGAAGAAAAGAAAGAGUACUUCAUUUAGACUGCAGAGGGAGCUGUGCAGCUCUCUCCUUCCCCUUUCCCCUCUUUCGAUCUCUGUAUCUCUUUCUCUCUCUCUCUCUCUCUGUCUCCCCCUUUUCUUCUCCACUUCUGACCACUGCCCCCGCUGUGUCAACAAAGAACCCGCAGGCGGUCCACAGACAGAGAAGUUCCUUAAGUGUUUUCCUAUUAUUGCCUUUUUCUAUCUUUUACAUAUUGUCCUUUCUUUCUUUCUUUUUUUUUGGCAGCCGGUUUUCACAGGCAGCUUGCUGUUGCUGCCGAAGUUGUCCCCUUUCUCAUAUAUUUCCUCGUCUUUGACAUGAAUGCCCAGAAGUCUGUAUAACUACCAUGACUGCUUCUUACAUGAGCUCUUCUGCAUCUUCUCUCCUGUUUCCCUCCUAGCAGGCAUCCAAACACACACUAAAUCCCCUUUGUUCACACACUUUCACACAUAUCAUAUAUCACAUCAACACGGUGCCUAAAAAUACAGACGCCAUUGAACUUCUGUCAAUGCCUUCAUGUAUCGUCUGUCAGUAGCAAUGUAAAUGCUUUGUAGAUGGGUUCACUGGACCAUCAUUUCAUUGAUUAGCUCACAGCUUUUGAUUAUACAUUGCGUCUUUUUUAUUUUAAUGACGAUCUUUGCUGUUUACGCCUUAUACAUGUCUAUCACACUGAAUAUGGUACUUUUAGAUCCACCUCCCCCAACCCUAUCCCCUCUAAAUAGUCGUGUAAUUAAGCAGUUCACCCUUGUAAGAUAAGAAGAAGGUUUUGUGUAACACUGUAGCAAGGUUUGUCAGAUAAGUGUGUAAUAUGAUUUUCAUUAUUAGGGUAGGGGUAAUAAAGGGUAGUGUGGUAUUGUUUAGAGCAGAUAAUACACACAGAUGCUAGAUGAAGCAUUACGUAAAAUAAACUCAAUCAAGUGUAUAAAAACCAUUUGCUAAAUCUGCUGUACUUUUGUCUGUAUAUUAUUGCACUGCCGAGGCUGCAGUUUAGUGAAACGCCAACACCUUCAGUGUCCUCUUGACAGCUUACAGUAGUUUGUGAUUCACACAACGGGUUCAGGUGUACAGGAGGAAUGAAUCUCCUCGCUCUAAAAGCUGUAUAAAUUGUAUUGAAAUGAGUUUAGAAUACUUUUUUGUUUUACGUUUGUUAGAUUGACAUUUCUUUAAGGCUUAAAAAGGACCCUGUGAAAUGUAAAAUUAACCAUUAAGAGUUAUUUAAAUAAGUACACAGUUACAGUAUGAAUAUAGAAAUGUACUGUUGAAUUAAUUUCUUUCUCAAUCUUACACUAAUUACAUUUGCAUUGUCUUAUGUUGGUUACCUCUUGUAAGCUUGAGGUUCUGGCAGCUUUUCACAGUGGAUUAUGGACUUUCCCUGGCUCAUAGAUAAACAUCCAAUCUUAUUCAUAUUGUAUACAAAUAGUAUACAACAACAAUAAACAACAGUAAACAACAAUUUGACUAAAAAUUCCACCUCCAAAUCUGUGUUUCCAAGCUUUAAACUAUUUAGUUAAAAUGUCAAAAACUCGACUUAUUUUCAUUUUGUCAGAGUUGCUUGCCAUGAACUGAACUUUAAAUUUCCAUUUCAUGGGGUCUUCAAGCAAAAAAAGAAAAAAUGUAAAAUAGUGUGCCAGGUCAUAGAUCUGCAGGGGCCUCCUUUCCAAAACUAAAAACUGAAGAUAAAUAGAGAAGCACAAAAAUGUCUGAAUGAGUAACUGUGUUCCUUUGCCAACAAUAAGAUUGCCUUGGGAAUGGGUUGUCUAUUCAAAUGGGUAGUGGAAGGAUUACACGGUGGUCUUUAAAUACAUUCUAGGGGGAAAAAUACAGUGCAUCUUUUUAAAAAUGUAAGCUAAACAUGUUUUUCUUAAAAAUAUUGUAAUAGUUUUGGUUUAAAUGGUUCAAAUCUCCCUGCUGUGUAUUGUGUCUGCUAAAAUGUGGUUGAUUGUGAAAAUUGCUGUUAAAUUCUGGAUUCCUACAAAUUUGUAUAUUAGCCACGUUAUCUAUUUGCUUUACUUUUUCAUUGCAUAAUCCUUAUUGGAAAACUUUUAAACAAAUGUAUUCUGUUUUGGCACAAGGCUUGUAUAUAAUGGGUGAAAACUAAACUUUGGUAAUUCCACAUUAGCAUGUUUUUGUUUGGUUCAUAUUUUAAUUUAUUUGAACUGAAGUUAUUUAAGAGAGAACUACAAUGAAAGUAUGUGUGUAACUUAAUUUCGGAGAGCAGUGGCUUCUUGCGUUCGUGUCGUGCUCUUGGGUGCUACAGAUCGGAAGGUUUCGGUGUUGUAAUAGAUGUGAUU